Messenger RNA from Aureococcus anophagefferens, 1011 nucleotides. RefSeq lists its product as hypothetical. The annotation marks the transcript as partial. Gene Ontology annotation, molecular function: actin filament binding; microfilament motor activity; ATP binding. The record is from RefSeq and is a predicted model, not a curated record. The transcript has a single exon. Gene Ontology annotation, biological process: actin filament organization; vesicle transport along actin filament. Lineage: Eukaryota; Pelagophyceae; Pelagomonadales; Pelagomonadaceae. Gene Ontology annotation, cellular component: vesicle; cytoplasm; actin cytoskeleton.
AUGACGCUGAAGAAUUCCGUGCCCGCGGCGACCCGCGCGCGCGACGCGCUGCUCAAGCACGCCUACGCGGCGCUCUUCGACGCCGUCGUCGCGGCCUGCAACGCGUCCCUGAGCCAGGGCGACGAGGCCGAGGUCUUCGCUUCCAUCGGCCUUUUGGACAUCUUCGGCUUCGAGGCCUACGAGGGGCCGCUCAACUCUUUGGAGCAACUCCUCAUCAACUACACGAACGAGCGGCUCCAGCGCCACUUCACGGACUUCGUCUUCGAGUCGGAGAUGGCCGAGUACGCGCGGGAGAAGAUCGCCUGGGACCCCGCGGAUUUCGCCUUCGCGUCGAACGAGGCCGUCCUCUCGCUCAUCGACGGCGGCAAGAAGAGCCUGCUGGCGACGCUCGACGACGAAUGCUUAUUGCAAGCGCGCGUGUCGAAGCAGCGCGGCGACGCCGAGGACGACGACGACGACGACCGCGCGCCCGCGCUCUUGGCGCGGAAAUUGAAGGGCGCGUGCGGCGCGAGCCCGUCCUUCGCGUGCUCCACGGCCCAGGAGCGCGACGGGGCCUUCGCCGUCGCCCACUACGCGGGCACGGUGACCUACGGCGCCGGGCUUCUCGUCGCCAAAAACAUGGACGCGGUGCCCGGCGACGUCGCGGCGCUGCUGCCGCCCAAGUGCUGCUACCUCGUCGACGCCGCGCUCCGCGGCUUCGACGCGUCCGUCGCGCCGUCGCCGCUGAAGACGCCCGCGCGGAAGCGCGCGUCGACGCGGCUCGAGAUCACGACCGUCGCCGCGCGGUUCCGCGCUUCUUUAGCCGAACUUUCCCGCGACGUCGACGCGACGACGCCGCACUUCAUACGGUGUCUCAAACCGAACGACGACAACGGCGCCGACGCGCUGGACCGGCCGCGGCUCGUGGAACAGCUGCGGUAUUGCGGAGUUCUAGAAGCCGUCCGCGUCGCGCGCGCGGGCUACGCCGUGCGGCUGCCCCACGGCGCCUUCGUCGCGGCCUACAAGUGCCUC